This is a messenger RNA of Exaiptasia diaphana, 1891 nucleotides long. RefSeq names its product mitochondrial thiamine pyrophosphate carrier. Bases 163 to 1116 code for a protein of 317 amino acids. The record is from RefSeq and is a predicted model, not a curated record. Gene Ontology annotation, biological process: thiamine pyrophosphate transmembrane transport. NCBI's taxonomy places the organism in Eukaryota, Metazoa, Cnidaria, Anthozoa, Actiniaria, Aiptasiidae. The transcript is spliced from 10 exons. Gene Ontology annotation, molecular function: thiamine transmembrane transporter activity. Gene Ontology annotation, cellular component: mitochondrial inner membrane.
GAUGGCGGAGCAGUGUUCUCGCGUGAUUUGCAAUUGUUUUCUUUAGUCUCGUUGCUUUUUAAGUUACUAAAGGACAAAAUAURAUGACARAAAAAUAGCUGAGAGAAAAUGACAUUUAUUUKKGAAAUUCACAGUCAAUGUUAAUUUAAUUUAGUCCAGAAAAUGGUAGGUUUUGAUCCUAACCGCGUGGAGAAAGGUCUGACCUCUUCACAAUGUGGCAUUUGUGGAUCAAUUGCYGGUGCUUUAACGAGAGUGAUUGCGCAGCCUUUAGAUGUUGUUAAGAUAAGAUUUCAACUACAAGUAGAACCGACGUACAGCGGUACAUCGCAUAAACCUACAGGCAAAUAUACUGGUGUUGGGCAAGCUUUUAAACUAGUUUACAAAGAAGAGGGAGUUCCAGCAUUAUGGAAAGGGCAUGUCCCAGCACAAAUACUGUCUAUAGCUUAUGGAUAUUUUCAGAAAUAUACUGGUGUUGGGCAAGCUUUUAAACUAGUUUACAAAGAAGAGGGAGUUCCAGCAUUAUGGAAAGGGCAUGUCCCAGCACAAAUACUGUCUAUAGCUUAUGGAUAUUUUCAGGUUUAUUCUAGUUUAAUGGAGGCAGCUCGAAUGAUGUACACAAUAGAGGGACCAACAGCAUUUUAYAAAGGUUUAGUCCCUUCAUUACUUCAGAUUUUUCCAUAUGCUGGUAUGCAGUUUGGUUCAUACACUUUGCUGAAAAUGAUCUGGGAUUACACUUUUGAUAUUAAGAAACACAAUCCUUACAAACCAGCUGAUAUCAUAGAAAGUCUAUUCUGUGGUGCUGUUUCUGGGAUGAUAAGUAAAGGCAUCAUUCUUCCAAUUGACAUUGUCAAGAAAAGAAUUCAGGUCCAAGGGUUUCAAGAAGCWAGGGCAAACUUUGGGAAAGUACCUGAAUACACUGGUCUUGUUGACUGCGUCCAGUCCAUUAUGAAAUAUGARGGAAUUGCGGGACUAUUCAAGGGACUUGCGCCAAGCACGAUUAAGGCUGGUGUAUCACUGGGCAUUACAUUCUGUGCCUACGAACAGUGCCUACACCUAAUGAGACACCUUAUACACGAUGAUAUGGAAGACCACGUCAAAGACUUAACCUCAAGAUGAAUAGUAAACAUUCUAGCAGAUACAUAUUAUAAGUACCGAAGAUUUUGUUUCACCAACCCCUCCUAAGUCAAUCUCGUUCCCAGAAUCCCCAGAAAGAUAUUACGUACAUCAAGCACGCAUGCGCAAAUAAAAAAAAGAGCUAUGCGACCAUAUUAAAGGCUCACAAAUAUCCAGGAACCUUUGCGCGAUUUUCUCACAUUCAAAAAUUCGCCAUCUUUGAUUUUGAACCAAUCACAAAUCACCUUUCAGCAAGUGAUCAUUUGUGAAUUAAAAGAAACGGUCGCAAAGGCUCUUGGGAUGUAUAUUGGCCUUUAAAAGUAGCGCAGUCCUUUGCAAUUUUAAGUUGCGAAUAUAUUGAUAUAGCAAAGUGUAGAGAAAGUAACUGGUUACUUUUGGUUUACACAGUACAACCGAUUUUAAAAGUUUCAAUUUGCUUAUCUACAAAACGUUGAAAAUACUCAAUACUGUGAUAUUUUACAGUUCUAAGUACUUGAAUGGUAGCAAAGCCUUUGAAUCAAAGCGAGAAGAAGUUGAGUCUACAGUGAUAAAAACUUUUUGUUCGCACCUUAGAUAAUUCGGUUACCUYUCAAGAUGGCGCUUGGAACUAUAACUUGGUGUAUUGCAUUUGACAUUUGUGUACAAAGACUUUUAAUAUAAUAGUGUAUUCCAUUCACAAGAGGUUUAAUGUUUACAAUGGGCAGGUCAAUAAUCCAGUUUCGAAUUCUCCAAUGCUCUGUGUUAGCCUCUUUUAUGCGCAAAAUAUUCCUAAUUGUUA